Molecule: messenger RNA, 4419 nt
Organism: Volvox carteri f. nagariensis
Lineage: Eukaryota; Viridiplantae; Chlorophyta; Chlorophyceae; Chlamydomonadales; Volvocaceae
Exons: 18
Coding region: 1-4419 (1472 amino acids)
Source: RefSeq, a predicted model, not a curated record
AUGUCAGGGCGCGCGCCCGGCAGCUUGCACACGAGGUGUUCGCACGGGGGUUGGCGUCUGCUGUCCCGCAUGCUCAGCAACCCGGAACAGCGCCUCAGCCUCGACCCCAUCAGAGUUUCCAGCGGGCUAGCGGGCUGCCGUACAUUUGUACCAUCCGAACCUAUUAUUUUUCAAUAUUCCUGUACGGCCCUGUACGACCCCGCUUUUCAGUUGGACGCGGUGUCCAGUCUCCUGGAGGCGGUUUACUGGGACGGCAGUGCACCUUGCCCUGUUAACUACCUGAUGCAGCACUCCACGGGCAGCGGCAAGAGCUUCACCAUCGCCGCCCUGGCCGUGUCGCUGUGCGGCUGGGGGGACUGCGCCGGUGGGCGGGUGGGCACCGUGCUGGUGGUCAACGACCGACUGCAGCUGGAUGCGCAACUGGGGGCGUGUGUGGAGGCGUUCUGGGCGGGUGGGGAGGGCAGCCCGCGCAGACCCGUACUGGUGCUCACCACGAUGCAGAAGCUGGCGGCCCUGUGGAGGAGGAGGGCGGGUGGGGGGAGACCGCCACCACAGCCGCCGCGGACUGGGGACCUGGAGGAGGAGGAGGAGGAGGAGGAGCAGGCGGCGGGAGGAAGUGGCUGCGGCGGCCGGUGGGCUGGUGGGCUGAACCGGAUCGCGGUCAUCGCGGAUGAGGCGCACCGCCACCACGGCCAUGGCACGACAGACCAGAUCCAUCAGAUCCUGGCGGGCGCGCUGGGAGCAGCCGGUUUCGGAGACACGCCACGAGGGCGGUGUAGUGGCGGCGGCGGUAAUGGCGGCGGUAGCAGUGGUGUUGGUGGCGGUGUCUCGGCCAAUCGGCCACAGCUCCGACAGCAGCCCCGGGGCCUCACGUACUUGGGGUUCACCGCCACGCCCAGCCCAAAGGUGCACACCGACCCGUGGGCCGCUUCUGACGGGGGCGGUGAUGAGGAGGAGCGCGGCGAGGGAGGGCACGGUGAAGGCGAUGGUGGAGACGGCGCUGGCGGGAAGACCUCUACGCGCGAAGAGAAGAAGCAGCGGCAGCAGCAGCAGGAGCGACGGGGGGAAUUACCUCCGCCGGCGGCGGCGGUGGCGGCGGCGGUGGCGGCGGCGGCACCUGGGCGGCGGGCUGCACCCUCGAGACGGCCGGAGAUAGAGCAGCUGCUUGAGGGCGGUGAGAGGGGGACCCCCGCCGCAUCCGGGGAAAUCGCGCUGUUGUACACGCCCUUUCAUGCAUACACCAUGCGCAGCGCCGUACAAGACGGUUUCGUACUCGACGUUCUGCGGUCGUACACGGCGGUUACGCCACGCCUGCGGAUCGCUGGGCUCCGUCAGGGAUCCAGCUAUCGCGCAAUGAUACCGGAUCCGGACGAAUCCGGGCAGGAUGUACGGCAUGAUAUGGAUCCAAGUACGUCCAGCAUUGAUGGGAUUUCGGAGGAGGUCCUCUUGGAAGCGGCUUCCAACAGCCGGGAUGUAGUGGAGCGCAAGGCCACCUACAUCGUGCAGCGCUUCGUGGGCAUGUGGCGCACGGCCGCCUCCUGCGCGGGCUUCACCUCCUUCCGCGGGAUGGUCGUCGCCAGGAGCCGCCGGCACGUGGCUCUGAGGCGGGCGGUGGCGGACGAGCCGGAGUUCCAGCGGCUGGCAGAGGCUGCAGCGGCCGCCGACCCGCGGGACGCUGCCGCCAGUCGGCGAGGCCCGUGUAUCUUCGGAGCCUUCAGUGGAACCAUUGCCGUACCGGCAGCGGAGGCGGAAGCGCUACGCGGGCAGUGCCGCCAGUGGCGGCACCCGACACCGGGACGUGGCCGAGGAGGCGGACGCGGUGCCGCUGGCCCUGCGGUGGACAGCGGCGGCGGCGGCGGCGGCGGCGGCGACGGUGCGCUUGCCCCCGUUGAUGCAGCCGAGGGCGCCCCGGGUCGUUCGGGCACGGAGGGGUCUCCGGGAGUGAGGGAAGCGGGAGAGGGCGCACCAGCCAAGAAGCGCAGACGGCGGAGCGGUGGUGGCGGUGGCGGUGGCGGUGGCGGUGGUGGCGGUGGCGGUGGCGGUGGUGGCAAGAAGCGGCGCCGAGCCGGUAGUGGCCGCGCGGCAAACGGUUGGGAAGCGGCCCUGUCGCAUUUAGACGGAAUGGGAGCGAACCAUGGGUCGGCUGAACACGAGGGGCAGGUGCUGCAGUCGCAGCCGCCUGAACCGCUGGAGCCCAAACCACUGGUUGGAGGUUCCGAACCCCAACCGGCAUGCGGGCGCCGCCGCGGCGGCGGCGGCGGCAACGACGGCUGUAGCUCAUUGUUCGGUAGCGAUAUGGUGACGUCAGCGCCGGACUCAGGAGCCGCUGCUGUGCUGCGGCGGCAGCAGCGGCGUGGCUCGGCGGAGCCGUCAUCAGGCGGCGUCCGUGUACGGCGUGAAGCCAGCCGGUUGACGGUAUCGUCCAGAGCGAUGACGCCAGCUUCCGUGGCCGCCGCCGCCGCCGCCGCCGGGGAUGCUGAGGCGGAGGUAGACGCGGCGGCGAGGGCCGAAGGCGGCAGCGGUGCCGCCGCCGCCGCUGCCGCCGUCAGCUCCCGGCCUCGUCGCAUGACUUGCGCCAUGUCGUCAUCUGCCGGGGGCCCUCAGACUCAAGAUGACGGCCUCGGCCGCUGUGGCGGUGAUCGUGGCGGCGAGGGAGGUGACACCGUGACACAGCAUGCUGCCGUACAUGUCACCGAGGCUGACGUCAACGGCCGCGGCGCGGACCCCGGCGCUGCAAGGCUGCUGGUGGUUUGCUCCAAGUACGAAACAGGGUACGACGACCCGCGCCUCGGCGCCAUGUUUAUCGACAGGACGCUGUCUGGCGCGCGUGCCGUACAGGUGCUCGGUCGCCUGAACCGACCCGCCCCGGCUCUGGGUAAGAGCUCCUCCCUGCUGUGUGUGGUGGACUUCGUCAACAGCGUGGGCGCUUUGCGGGAGGCGUUUGAGGAGUUUUACGACGUCACCACCCUGCACACAGGCAAACACGCCAGGCGACUUCGCGAGGAGCGGCAAAUGGAGCGAGCCCUGUCCCGCAUCCUCGAGGUGCUACAGCCGGCAGCAGACCGGGCAGCAGCGGCAGCAGCAGCAGCGGCGGCGGCGGCUGUAGCAGCCACAGUGGCGAGGCCAGGUGGCGAGAAAGGUGCCGGCGGUGGUGGUCUGCUGUCUCUCGGUGUGAGCGAUGUGGCCGCCCUGGCGGGUGCGGACGUAACGCCGGAGGCCCGGCGGGGCUUGGAGGCCGACCUGGGGCUGUACGUGCGGUUGGCGGGGUCGCUGGAGAUGGAGAUGGCGGAGAUGCCGCUGCCCUUCGCCGCAGCGCUUCUGAACAAGGUGCGCAAGAACCGGCCCCUGUCGGAGGUUAUCGCCGCCGCCAACGCCUCCCUGGACCACCGCUACAAGCGACAAAUGGCGGUGGGGUUCAGGGAGCUGUGUGGAAGGCUGGCGGCGGCGACGGCGGCGACGGCGGCGACGGCGACGACAUCGGCGGCUGACGCCGUCGCCGCCGAUGCGGUGUAUGCAUCGGAGCGCGGAGCGACGGCGCCGCCGCCACCGAGCAACGAGGACGUGUACGAGCUUCUGAGCCUGUUGCGCCGUUUGUCGUUAUGGCCCGUGACAGUUGAUUUGCUGCGGGCCACUUCCGUGGGGCUGGAGGUGGCCCAGCUGGCCCGUGCCCUGGUCGCGCGGUGGAAGGGCCUCACUGGCAUCCCGCGGAGGGAAGGGGACGCAGCUGCCGGCGCUGGGAACACGAAGAGAGGGGGCGACGCAGGCAAGGCUCGCGUCACCGCUCCCAUCGGCACGGAAGCGGCUACAGCAGCAACAGCAAUAACCGGAUCCGCAGGUACGGCAACUACGGCUGUGGUGGACGAGCAGCUUCGUGGGAAGGUACGAGCGUUGUUCGAGGGCUCAUUGCGGACGCACGUGGAGGCGGCGGCUCGAGUACGGCAUCAAGUCCCGGAGCCGGCAAAUCUGGAUCCGGAGCGGUUAGCUCUGGCGGCGCGUGGUCUGGAGGCCGCUGUGUUUGAGGCGCACGGCAAGGACGGUCCGUCGUACAAGUCCCACACCCGGAUGCUGAUUGGCGCUCUCAAGCAUGCCGACGGCGUGGCGGCGGACUUGUUGUCCGGAGCCACCGACCCACGGGUCAUGGCCACUGCGGACUCCAUAGCGCUGGCCCCCGCGAGUGUCCGAGCUCAGGUUGAGGAGCUAGCCCGGAAGAAGCGGCUGGAGAUGGAGGCCUGGGAGCGGUUGGCGGGUCAGGGCGACAGCGCCUCUACCUACAAGAGCAGCGCCUCCGUGUGUCCCUCCUGCGGCGGCGCCGGAGCCACCGUACACGUCGUACUGUCCGGCGGCACGUAUGCGCAGGAGCGGGUGCAGGUGGAGAAGUUCGUAUGCGACCACUGCAGCAGCACCUGGCGUAAUGACUGA